AUGGAGCAUUUAGAAGAUAAUAGAAAAUGUGAUAAGUUUCUAAACUUUGGCGAGGUGGCGGUGGGUGGAUCGAGUAAGAGAGCCGUUUCCGUUCUAAACAAUAGUGACGCGUACAUCGACAUUAUUUUCGAUCUACCCGAUUGCUUGCCGAUUUUUUCGAGGCCAAGAAAAAGGCUUGAACCUCAAUAUGAGCCCGGUAGUAUAUCGUCGAGUAAAUCAAAACAAAGUCCUCGACUAGGCAAGAAAGACGGUCAGCUUGUGACCAUUGUGCCGAAGAAAUUUACCAGGGUCCCACCUCAUCAGACUACCCAGUUUAUUUCCACUUACACACCAACCGAACGUAUGAAAGCGUUUUCGGGAAAAAUCGCCUAUCAAGUCCAGGAUAUUGUUGAAACUUUGUGCACGUUUAAAGGCUCUUGUGUUGGUCCCGACUAUACGCUGGACAAGAGCAUCAUUCCGUUCGGUUGUGUUAUAUUGGGCUACAGCAAUAAGCAGAAGGCCAUGUUAAAUAAUGUAGGGGACGUUGGUGGGGCUUUCAAAUGGACAUUUGAGAAGUAUCACCCUUGCUUUACAAUCACUCCCGAACAUGGUUUCGUUUCGCCUGGUACCAGUGCAGUUUUUACCGUACAGUUUAAGCCAUCAACUUUGGGAAGCGUAUUCGAGGCAAAAAUCAAAUGCAUUAUCGGUGGAUACAAGAAAUCCUUAGAGAUGCAAUUGUCGGGAUCGUGCAUAGGAAUGCCACCCGCUGUUGAACGAAUAGAGUUUGAGUGCCCUGUCCGUAGCUCGACUAAGCGUUUUAUUAACAUCGAAAAUCCCUCUGCUCAAACUUGGAGAGUAGCAACAACAAUAGAAGGUCAAUACUUUAUAUCCAAAAAUGUUUACGUAGUAAAACCAAAGUCAGUAUUGCCAUGUGAGGUUUCAUACUCUCCCUUAACCAUGACUGGGAAAAAACCACAUCGGGCGACCAUUUUCUUCGCUUAUCCCGAAGGACUAGGAGUACUAUACGAAUUAAGUGGACGAACCACGCCUCCGCUGGUAGUUGACAGAAUACAAAGAGAAAUUACGUGCAAGACGUUGUAUAAAGAAACAUUAAUUGUUAAAAAUUGGCAAAAACGUCCGCAAUCAUUUGAGGUUAUAACCGAAAAUUCGAGCCCAAGUCCCAUUUUGUACAAGUUGGAAGGCAAUCCCAGCAUUGAAGUAUUGGGUCAGAGUGAGAGGCCGUACACAUGGUCGAUCUAUGUGUUAAAAGAAGGGACAUUACAUUUGAAGGUUAUGUUCAGGAACAAGGAAACAAAAGAGUAUCUGUACUAUGAGGUCAUAUUAAAAGUUUUGAAAAGCCCUCCCUUGGACGUUAUAACACUCAAUACUUGUGUUCGGAAAUCUCUUACCUACUCCAUUACUCUUGAAAAUCCACUUUCACGCCCUGUUACAUACACGGCUAAAAGUACGGUUCCUGAGCUGAGUUUCGUCAGCCCACAGACAGUCCCUGCCUUAUCAGAGAGUAAAUUCGUCAUCACAUUUCUGCCUUUAACGGAAGGUGAGUCAGAGGCGCACAUUGACCUCAUUUCGAGUGAUCUUGGAAUCUACCCAUACGAUUUCAAGUUAAUAACGCGUCCACCUGUUCCUGAUCAGCAGCUAUUCUUUAUCGCGAGGCUUGGACAAACCGCAACUCAAAGAGCUUCCGUGACGAACACUGCAAAAGCUACCACAACUCUGGCGGCCCAGUUCACCGAACCCACAGCAUUUUUCAUAGAAGGCAACAUAACAGUUUCUCCCCAUACUACUAAGGAAUUCCUGGUACGCUUUGAACCGUACGAAAUCGGUACUCUCAAAUCGGUUCUAACUUUACAUUCGCCCGCAACGGGAUCCUACGCGUUCACACUAACCGGAACGUGCGAACCGCCCAAGCCUCAGGGACCCUACUUCAUCAUUCCCGGCGGCUCUACGUCGGUCACGUUUAAAAAUCCUUUUCUAGACUCGACCGAUUUCCGUUUCGUAGUCGAACCGGCCAUAUUCAGCCUGAAAAAUGACUCGCAAACUGUGUAUGGAAGGUGUGAGACCAAGAUCGCCAUUAAUUUGGCGCCCUUAGAGAAUUUGGAGAUCUUGGUCGAUCGCAAGUAUUCAAUCGCCGGAAAGCUGACGAUUUAUCCUAGAGAGGAACGUGUUUCUCACAUUAAAUGGGUUUAUUAUUUACAAGGUGAUCUUAAUACUUAAAUGUUUAGCAAUAAAGAUAUAUGUGCUCAACUGCG
Molecule: messenger RNA, 2249 nt
Organism: Photinus pyralis (common eastern firefly)
Lineage: Eukaryota; Metazoa; Arthropoda; Insecta; Coleoptera; Lampyridae
Product: hydrocephalus-inducing protein homolog
Exons: 11
Coding region: 1-2214 (737 amino acids)
Biological process (GO): cilium movement; axonemal central apparatus assembly
Cellular component (GO): axoneme
Source: RefSeq, a predicted model, not a curated record